This is a messenger RNA of Amphimedon queenslandica, 440 nucleotides long. RefSeq lists its product as uncharacterized. NCBI's taxonomy places the organism in Eukaryota, Metazoa, Porifera, Demospongiae, Haplosclerida, Niphatidae. The record is from RefSeq and is a predicted model, not a curated record. The coding region runs from base 16 to 438 and encodes 140 amino acids. The transcript has 4 exons.
GGUGGUGGAAGCACUAUGGUUUCUUCAACUAUGACAUCACAACAAAGUGCUAGCACCUUAGAGAAACAGCCUCUAAUUCCGGACUCAAAGAAUGAAAAGCCUAAGUUUAUAGCUCCAAAGCGAACAAUUCCUCCUCAACUUGGUGCACAAAAAGAGCCUCAAAAGGACCCUCCGUCCAGUAGUACCCUCUUAAUACCAGAGGCUCAAACCAAUCGGCCUAAAGGAAAGACAGUAACACUUGCUCCUGCUUCACUAGUUAUGCCACCUGCUAAUAAUCAAGAUGAGGAUAGGCAAGGAAUAAAUCAGGAUUCUGGAGUUGGUCAGUCAUUGAUUCACAUACUACCUGGUUCUACAGGAUCCUCUACUGCUUAUUGUAGCUUGACAGCUGGAAACAAAAGUGAGGGCGAACAGAAGGACAAUGAAAAAGAUGCGAUAUGAUU